GCUUGAAUGCGCCUUGGCCUACCACGUUGGAGGAGAAUAUGCAUCCAAAAUAGUUUGUUUUUUGUGUCAACUAGCUGUACAAAUUGUCUGUGAAUAUGCUGAAUUGUUCCGUUCGUAUCGUCAACCUGGUGCUGCAGUUCCUCACGGCGGUGUCGGAGGUGGUGGCCCUGGUCUACCUGGUGAUGGUGCUGUACGCGCACUGUGUGCUGGCCGGCGAGUUCCGCAGCUCCGUGCUGAUGUACGUCUACUUUCUGCCGGGCAUCACCGCGGAGAGCGUGAUCUUCGUGCUGUGUCGUGUGUGCUGCUUCACCGUUGGACUCGAUCCGAUUGCGAUCGUCUUCAAUCUGGCCAGCGGCGUCCUGUGCACUUUCACCAGCCUAGUCCUGCUCCUGUCCAUGCUCGAUCACUGCGGCAACGAGUACCAGUACAAGUUCUUUAUAGCCGGUGGAUUCGGCCUUCUGGCCGGAAUUCUGCACUUGCUGAAUGGCGUCAUCUGCAACACAUACCUGCCCGCCGAGGAAUGGAUCUACUCGAAACCCUCGAAACGAGUCCGAAAAAGGCUUCAUGCAGACUGGUUGCGUUCCUUAAAGAAUUGAGGAUCAGAAGCCAUGUUUCCCAUGGCCAAGUCCUUAAAUGCAGCUGGAAAUUUGUGUAGAAAUUAGUUUUAGGAUUUAAAAGUUAGAGAAUGUGGUUUUCGUGCAAAGAUUUGGAAUAAGUUUGCAUGAGAUGGCGCUAGGGAGGUACAGUCAUCGCAAAAGGUGCAAUAUUUCUUCAUUGGGGUGAUCAAAGUCCCAAUAAUAAUUCCAUUUAAGUAU
Molecule: messenger RNA, 815 nt
Organism: Drosophila pseudoobscura
Lineage: Eukaryota; Metazoa; Arthropoda; Insecta; Diptera; Drosophilidae
Exons: 4
Coding region: 96-596 (166 amino acids)
Source: RefSeq, a predicted model, not a curated record